This is a messenger RNA of Cucumis sativus (cucumber), 693 nucleotides long. RefSeq names its product late embryogenesis abundant protein M17-like. The transcript is spliced from 2 exons. Bases 69 to 479 code for a protein of 136 amino acids. The record is from RefSeq and is a predicted model, not a curated record. Lineage: Eukaryota; Viridiplantae; Streptophyta; Magnoliopsida; Cucurbitales; Cucurbitaceae.
AGACGAACUUAAAUCAUACCCAACAAUACCAACUCAUCAACAUAUAUACAAAAUACAUAUACAAAACAAUGAACUCCAAGGCUGUUGUGUUUGCGUGUCUGUUGUUGUUAGUCUCAGCUGUCGUUGCUAUUGCUGCUGAAGGAAAUCAAGAGCAACGUCAGAAUGCUAAAGACACAGGUGCAAAUGAUAAAACUGGAGUAGAAGAGUCAAAGCUACACUGCUACCAUGGAUGUUGCAGAUAUUAUGGGCAUGAAUGCGCAAAAUGCUGCAGAAAUCUUGCAGAAGCACAGGCUGCUGCCGCGGGUGCUAAUAAUGCUGCGACAGAAGAGAGUGAAAUGGAAGUAAGGCCACAGGGAUGGGGAGGUCACGGUGGAUGGGGAGGUCACGGCGGUUGGGGCGGACACAGAGGUGGAUGGGGCGGACAUAGAGGUGGGGGUGGAGGUGGAGGUGGAUGGGGUAGAGGUGGAGGUGGGAAGUGAGUGGGAGAAGGAAAACUUGUGAUGUGUGUGUUAAGUAAUGUUAUAGAGAAUAAGGGUAGAAGGGAAGGAAAAUAAUGAAUAAUGAAUUAAUGGAGUUAGAAUAGAAGGGUUAGAUCCCUUCACCAAUAUUUCACUAUAUCGCACCACUACUUUUAUCAUUGUCGACCACUCUUUGUAUGUGAAAUAUAAAAACGUAUGUCUUUAGUUUACGUUA